Molecule: messenger RNA, 1469 nt
Organism: Phyllopteryx taeniolatus (common seadragon)
Lineage: Eukaryota; Metazoa; Chordata; Actinopteri; Syngnathiformes; Syngnathidae
Gene: prok1
Product: prokineticin 1
Exons: 3
Coding region: 855-1160 (101 amino acids)
Source: RefSeq, a predicted model, not a curated record
UUGUUGUGUUAUCGUCUUGGAGGGUACAUUAGUGUCGCAACAGAGCUAACAGAAUUCCCUGCACAUCAAAAUAAUGAUAUAAACAAUAGAAUGUUAUAUUGUACAGUAGUGCCAUGUUGAUAAAGUUCAGAACCAAUUUUUGGGUGUGACAUCAUCACAAAUUUGAGAUGUAAGAGGAAUCGCAAGGAAACAAACGAUUUCUAGGAAUCGAAUAACUGGGAAGUGCUUCUUAAAAACAAGCGGUUUUCCAUUUCAUAGAUCUAAAUGAUUGACAUGUCUCCUGGGCAAUGAUGCUUCUAGCAGUAACUGAAAAGUCAGCCAUUGGGAGAAUCGAUAUAAUCGCUUUUUAGAGUUAGGUUUUCUUUAUUUUGGUUGUAUCUAGACUUAAGUGAAUGCCUUUUUAGUUUUUUCUUUUUGCAACAAAUGUGGAAGAAAGCCAUACUAACAUUACUAACCAGUACUCCACCUUACUAAAUGAAAUACUGGGUACAUUUGUCUAUUAACAGGCACUCCUGGUUUCAUUUUGAUCGGCAGGCAACUGUAUGGGCUGUGCUGCAUUGCUGCCAAAUUGUCGAUAUUGUUGUUGUUGAUAUUGCAGCCACCCUGCAAAUCAUGUUUAUCCACUAUUAUUUAUUUUAUCUGCUUCAGCGCAAUAACAGUAGAACCCAAACUCAUGCGCUGUGUACAAAUGCAAUAGAUGCAAAAAGCACAGUCACAUGUCUUGAUCUACUGAGUGAAAAGUGAUUACACGUGACAGCGUGGGGACCACAUCCUCCUCCGAUAUCCUGGCUGGGAUUGAUAGCCACUUGUAAAUAGAUCAGGGCGAUGAAAUUGUACAAAAUGUGUGUGGGCGCAUGGAAGUCCAAAUCCAAUUCAACCAAAGUAGCUUACAUCACAGGUCAUGCAGAGCAGCUUGCGAACGAGACAUGCAGUGUGGCUCGGGUUUGUGCUGUGCCGUCAGUCUCUGGCUGAGGGGUUUGAGGAUGUGCGUCCCGAGGGGCACAGAAGGGGACCAGUGCCACCCGCUGAGCCACAAGGUUCCCUACCCUGGCAAAAGGCAGCACCACACGUGCCCCUGCCUCCCCCACUUGGUGUGCACCCGCUACGCUGGAAGCAAAUACAGAUGCACCGACGACUACAAAAACAUUGACUUUCAAUAAAGGGCCAGACGGCUCACGUUCAAGACUUGUGGAGAUGACAAACACAUCGUAGUGGCUCGGUAGCCGAAGUAUGGCCCGCCUGCCUGUCCAUUUUCAAACUCAAGUGUUAUGUCAGUUGCACAAGAAAUGCGCUUUGUCUUGAUCGUCGUCAUGUACACGCCACAGGGAGGCGUGGGGAUCGUACUGAAACGAGCUACGUGAGAGACGCCAAGCACUUUCAAGCUUUUUGUGAACCAUUCAUGUAUUUGUUAUACUGUACUGUAUGUUGUUAAUUUAUCACGAGGCUUUACAAUAAAAGGUAUAAUGACA